Molecule: messenger RNA, 1869 nt
Organism: Epithele typhae
Lineage: Eukaryota; Fungi; Basidiomycota; Agaricomycetes; Polyporales; Epitheliaceae
Exons: 3
Coding region: 1-1869 (622 amino acids)
Source: RefSeq, a predicted model, not a curated record
AUGAACGCCUUCUGGGACUUUGUCGACUGGCUCCUGCCCCCGGUCCGCAUCGUCGACGACCUCACCGACCACCAGAGCGAGUACUCCCUGCGCUCUCGAACGACUCACCGCCAUCCUUCAACACGCCGGCUGGACAAGGAGCAGGGGCGAGAGCGAAGGAAGGAGAAAGAACGAGGCAAGGAGAAAGAGCGAAGCAAGGACAAGAGCUCGCGCUCCCAUGAGCCCGAGCGCGAACGCUUCCGCCAGCGCAUCCAGCACCUCGAGCGAGAGAACGAAGUGCUCCUCGAGCAGCUUCGUGGGACGCGCGAAGAGCUUUCAAAGCUCACCGCCGCGCUCCUCCCCUCCACUGCCGACCGCACACCCCAGUCCUACCCCGCUACGCCCGUCGACCCCAUCACAUUACCCCUGCCCCCUUCGCCGAACCCAGCGCAGGCACCUCUGCCGAUAUCCGCCCAACGCUCCGCCGAGGCCGCGCUCACGGACCCAAGGCGACUCCGCGUGCUGUACACGUCCCUCCGCGCGACGUACGGCGACGCUCGCCAAGUGAUCCUCUCCCAGGCCGAGGAGCUCGCGGCCCUCAAAUCCUUCCUCUCCAAGACGGACGAUUGGUCGGGCGCGCAGCUCCUGCAGGCCGUCGCGGACCUCAAUUCGGAGAUCAUCCAGCUCGCGGCCUCGAUCGCGGAGGAGUUCGCCCCGGCCCUCCGUACCGAGCCUCACGCGUCCAGCGUGGCCCGCGAGCGCGAUCGCGAGAUUGCGAGGCCCGCUCUCGGCCGCGAGAUGAUGAAGCUCCUCGAGAGCCGUGAGCACGCCUCAGACCCUACCCUCGUCCAGUUCGCCCUCCAGGCGUGGCAGGUGUGGUGUGCGGCGCGCGUCAUGGAGGCCUUCUGCUAUGGACUUCCAGCCGAGGUCGACGAAGCGUUGAAGGCCAUCUUCCAGCGGAUGCAACGUGAAGAGCCGCAACCGACGACUUCGCGCUGGCGCGCUCUGACCUACAAGCACGCCCGCUCAUUCCUCUCUGAGCCCCGCAACACGUCGGAGCCAAACACACCUGAAGACGUAUCCUCUCCCUUCCAUUCCGCCCCGGCCUCCAUCAUCGCCUCCCACGCACUCCCCCCUCCCCUAGUUUCGCUCACGGAGGCCAACCUCCGUGGCGUCCUCGCCAUCCUCGCCCUCUCCGGCUGCACCGACUCGCGCGGCCUGCACCGCGACCCCCUCCGCGCGCGCUUCGGCAGUGCGCUGGCCCGCAUCAGCGCGCGCGCGGAACGGAUCUCGACCGUCAUGAAGGAAGGCGUUCUCAGCGGCCUCUUCGAGAUCGUCUGGCUGCACCCGUGCCAGUCGCCGAAGCGACCGCCGCAGGCCGCCAGCUCGCCGCCGCCGCCGCCGCCGCCCGCGACCGUGCCGGUCGCCCACGGCACGCCGACCGGGAAGGGCAAGGAGCGCGAGUGGGCGCGGGCGGUGCAGCGCGCGACGAGCAGCGACGCGGACGGGAGCGAGCUCGCGCCGAUCGGCGCCGAGGACGAGAGGUUGUUCGAGUGGGAGGUGAUGGAGAACGUGUACGCGGGCCACUGCAACGAGCGCUGCCGCGUGCUGUGCACCGUCGAGCUCGGGCUCGCGUUCUCGCGCCGCGUGCCGGAGGAGGAGCGUGACGCUGCGGACGGCGCACCUCCGGACGGCGUCGUGGGCGAAAGGGACGCGGCGGCGGCUGGGCGGCCGGUCGGGAUGGGCGGGGUCGGGAUGAACGGGGUGAGGAGGAACCUGAGCGUGAGCAGCGCGGGUGGGGAGGCGGGAGGGCAGGACGGGAGCACGAUGGUGCGGAACCUGCUUCUUAAGCCGAAGGUGCUCCUCGAGAGCGUGGUGGACAUUCUGUGA